This is a messenger RNA of Trifolium pratense (red clover), 1687 nucleotides long. RefSeq names its product heptahelical transmembrane protein 1. The transcript has 4 exons. The record is from RefSeq and is a predicted model, not a curated record. The coding region runs from base 330 to 1445 and encodes 371 amino acids. NCBI's taxonomy places the organism in Eukaryota, Viridiplantae, Streptophyta, Magnoliopsida, Fabales, Fabaceae. Gene Ontology annotation, molecular function: signaling receptor activity. Gene Ontology annotation, biological process: response to hormone. Gene Ontology annotation, cellular component: membrane.
CUAACCAAACCAAACAAGUUAUUAUUAAUUUGAGGUAUGAUAAAUUAGUUUGGGUCUUAACAUAUAACAAACCCCACAUACAUAGUGCCAAGCCUUACGGAGAGUGUCCCUUAAAUGCUGCAGUUGGUGCAGUGCAGCCCUCAUUACUCCUUCCUCAACAAUUAGCCACACAUCAACAACAUCAUCAUCAUCAUCAUCAACACAUAACACAAACAUAUAUGCCAAUACAUUUUUCCAAAUAACAACAACAUUUCUGUAUUUUUUUCAUUUUCUUCAUACACCCUUUGGUUUGGUUUUGUUUUUUUUUUUUGUUUUUGUGGCAAAGGGAGAUGAAUUAUUGUGAGACAAAUUGUGUUGUGAAGAGGAAAGGUAAUAAUAAAGAAAGUGAUGAAACGUUGUCGUUUACACAGUCUACAAAGAAAAACAACAUGAUCUCAUCACAUGAAGAAGAAAAUGAUCGGAACAGAGGAAAACGAUACAGUCUUGUGUCGUUUUGGGAACUACCAAAUUACAUGAAGGAUAAUGAAUAUAUUUUACGUUAUUAUAGAGCUAAUUGGCCUCUUAAAGAAGCUUUUUUCAGUCUCUUUCGUUGGCAUAAUGAAACUCUAAAUGUUUGGACACAUUUAGUUGGGUUUUUUCUGUUUCUUGGUUUGACCUUGGCAAAUUUGAUGAAGCCUCAUGUGGUGGAUCUCUUACAACAAUUUACAAGGUCUUUCUCUUCAGGUGCAGAAAAAAAUGUUUCUGAUAGCAUCAAAGAUUUCCUAGGAACGGCGUUACUCUUUGAUCUAAAUAAUCAAGCACCAUUGAAAAUGGAAAUUGAAGCCUUAGAAUUUGUUAUAGCAAGGUGGCCAUUCUUUGUUUUCUUGGGAGGUUCUAUGUUCUGUCUCCUCUCUAGCAGCAUUUGUCACCUCUUUUCAUGUCACUCUCAUGACUUGAACCUGUUUCUGUUACGAAUAGACUAUGUCGGAAUCGCUGUGAUGAUCAUAACCUCAUUCUUCCCUCAAAUUUACUAUAUUUUCCUAUGUCAACCUCAUUGGCAAAUCAUCUACCUAGCUGGUAUUACAGCCAUGGGACUAUUCACCAUUGUAACAUUGCUUUCCCCGUCUCAUUCUACUGGAAAACACCGCGCGUUCCGAGCCAUGUUGUUCUGUUCGAUGGGACUUUUCGGUAUUGUGCCUGCAAUUCAUGCAUGUUUUGUAAAUUGGGGCAAUCCUCGGCGCAAUAUUACACUAGCAUAUGAAUGUGUCAUGGCAUUAUCUUACUUGAUAGGGACUUUGUUCUACGUGACACGGAUACCGGAAAGAUGGAGGCCUGGUUGGUUUGAUUUAGCAGGACAUAGUCAUCAAAUAUUUCAUGUUCUUGUGGUGGUUGGUGCAUUAGCACAUUACGCGGCUACUCUUAAAAUGCUUGAAUGGCGUGACACUUUCGGGUGUGACAGGACUUAAUUAAGGAUCUAUGUUUCGAUUCAUAUAUAUGUGUAUGUGCAGCAUAAGAUGGAUUCUCUGCAUUGUUGGAUUUGAAGCAAUUGUGAGAUAAUCAAUGCCGGAAGAGGCUUAUGUUAUUGUCAUUCAUCCAAAUGUUAAAUAAUAUUUGUCUUUCUUUUUGAAUUUGUUAUUCAAUAUAUUAUUGUACCUAGAAUUGAUUAUUCAAUAUUUAUUGUAUUGUUACUUGAAACUAAAGUUGAAAA